Molecule: messenger RNA, 2179 nt
Organism: Hyalella azteca
Lineage: Eukaryota; Metazoa; Arthropoda; Malacostraca; Amphipoda; Hyalellidae
Gene: mbf1
Product: endothelial differentiation-related factor 1
Exons: 5
Coding region: 112-555 (147 amino acids)
Cellular component (GO): nucleus
Molecular function (GO): DNA binding
Source: RefSeq, a predicted model, not a curated record
UUUCAAUGCAGUCUUGGGCCUCGGCUAAUCAGAAACAUCCAGAACGUGCGGCUGGUUGGUUGUGUAGCUCAUCGCUCCUGAGAUUAAUUUACUUGUAUUGCCGGAUCUGCAAUGGCUGAUAGCGAUUGGGACACCGUAACAAUCUUACGAAAAAAACCUGAAAAGGCUUCGACGCUGAAAACUGAACAGGCUGUCAACAAAGCCAGGCGUGCUGGUGCAGCUGUGGAAACUUCAACUAAAUUUGGUGCUGCAUCCAAUCGGAGGAACCCCACAACCCUGAACACGGCUCGCCUUGACCGCGAGAACGAAGAACUGAAGCACAGCAAAGUUACUGCUGAUGUUAGCAAGCUCAUAAUGCAGGGCCGCCAGGCUAAAGGAUGGACUCAAAAGGAUCUGGCUACGAAUAUCAACGAGAAGCCCCAAGUCAUUCAGGAGUACGAACAAGGCAAGGGUGUUCCCAACCAGCAAAUUCUUGGCAAGAUCGAACGCGCUAUUGGCAUUCGACUGCGGGGCAAGGAUAAGGGCACCCCUCUCGCCCCCAGAGGCAGCAAGUGAGGAAGGAGCGGUUGUGUCCAUCCCAACCGCAUUGCCCCCUUCACUCAUCAGGAUGUUAGCUUUAGAAUAAGCUUGUGACUUAGCCCUUAACGUCGUUAGUUGUCCUCUGUCUUGUUACUUAUAUUAGCAGCUCAUUACGUGAAAGAAUUUCUAGUUUUGAGAAGAAACUAAUGGGCAUUGAACAUCGGCUUUUGUUGGAAGUAAGAACUGAUUGGGUGUGAAAUUUUUCUGUGUUUCACAAAUACAUUUAGAAUAAAAUAUAUGAUGCUAGCUAACUUCAUUGAAGGCAAGAAGCUGGUGGUUUGAGCUACUUGUUGCUCAAAAUUUCCUUAAGACAUGUCUAAGUUUUGAUGGUCAUUAUUUCUACAGCGCAGCAAAAAAAUAGCCACUCCAACAGCUACUACAGUUGUACCUGAAUCACUUUUUCACAAGUUCUAAAUUGUACCUUAUUCAAAAGGUAUGACACCUUCUAACCUGCUUCAAUUUUUUCGAAUUACACGUUCAAAUUACGGAGAUACUGUAGGCACUUAUUGGUGUGUUUAAUCCUAGUCUUUCUUUAAUCACCUUUAGUCAUGGCAAUUGAGUUUUUAUGCUCUAUCUCCACUUGGAAAUAUGAUCUAAUUUAAGCGAUUUUUACUAAACCUCUGCUUGGCGUAUUUUUAUGUAAUCAAGCGGAGCAACUGAACAGUUCGGCUAACUGUACGAUAAGUCUGCUGCGUGUCGAUUACUAUAUCAUUGUUUAUUUUGAUGAGAUCAUCUUCAAACGUGAUAUCUUUAAGUAAAAACGUUUACGAAAAUUGGUUGUUCAUGUUCUUCAGUUUGAAAGUCAUUCGGAGCUAAGAUUAUCUCGCCAAUAUUACACUUUUAAUUAGUUUCUAUGACAUAGAUGCCUCUUUCCAUUCAGAUUUUAUUAGGAGAAAUUAAUCUCAUGGGGUCGCUGCAAAUUUUUAUUUUCAAUCCAGUGUUGAAGUAAACUUAGACCACGCCUAUGUAUUUAGAUCACACGUAAUUUCCUUGUUAUUAACUUCCUAUUACGUAUCUCACUUAUCUGCCAUUGGACUUAAGUUUCUUUACCUAUUCUUUUAUCAUAGGCACAAAAUGAUCAAUGUUGGAGGAAUUUUUCCAAAAGAUUCUAUAAAAUGUUCAAAAGAUUGAUGAAAAGUUCAAAAGAUUUUAUAAAAUAGCCUUCAUGUCUGAGCGAGGGUAUUUGUGAAUUAAUACGCGACUUUUUUUUUCGAGAACAAGUCACUAGGUUCAGAAGAACAUUUAUUCGACCAUAACUUACUGUAUUGUUAACCUCACUUGUCCGCUUGAGAAAAAUUAAAUCUCUCGCUUCAAUGUCUUGCAACCAAGUCGUGAAAGUGUUUAUUAAUGUAAUCCGCUCAUUAGUUUGAUGAUCUUCAAUUAUCGUGAUACUCAGUAACUGUUGUGUACGCCGAAGCUCAGCUAGUGCUCGACACAGUGCCCGAUAAUUAUGAAUAUGUCGACUAUCCCACUUGAUGUGCUUGAAAGGGUGAUCGCCUCGCUGUGCACUUGCAAAGAACUUUGGGAAAUAUUGUUUAAUCAUUGCCAUGUAUUUUGUUGGAUUUCAUGCACAGGACUAAUCAGCCUCAGUUUUAACGUA